Molecule: messenger RNA, 6090 nt
Organism: Gavialis gangeticus (Gharial)
Lineage: Eukaryota; Metazoa; Chordata; Crocodylia; Gavialidae
Gene: TNRC6B
Product: trinucleotide repeat containing 6B
Exons: 24
Coding region: 149-5755 (1868 amino acids)
Biological process (GO): miRNA-mediated post-transcriptional gene silencing; positive regulation of nuclear-transcribed mRNA poly(A) tail shortening
Cellular component (GO): nucleoplasm; P-body
Molecular function (GO): nucleic acid binding
Source: RefSeq, a predicted model, not a curated record
AUCUGAAUCUGACUUAAAUCCCAAGUUUUGAGAGCAUACUAUGUUGAAAGUUUUAACUUGUUUUCAGGUCCCCUGAAGAUUAGAGGGAGAAGGAAUUUCAGUCUAGUAUUGAAGAAUGAAUGCGUGCAUGUCUGCUCAUGCAAUUUGAAUGUUGUUUCAUAAAUUGUUUGAUUUUGACAGAGAGAAGGAGCAGGAAAGGGAAGAACAGUUAAUGGAAGACAAGAAAAGGAAGAAAGAGGAUAAGAAAAAGAAGGAAUCUGCUCAGAAGGUCACAGAGCAAAAAACCAAAGUGCCCGAAGUGACGAAACCAAGUUUAAGCCAACCAGUGGCCGCCAGCCCAAUUGGCAACUCUCCAUCGCCACCAGUCAAUGGUGGCAACAAUGCCAAAAGGGUGGCAGUGCCGAACGGACAACCGCCAAGCGCCGCCCGCUACAUGCCUCGGGAGGUGCCGCCGCGAUUCCGUUGCCAGCAGGACCACAAAGUGUUACUGAAACGUGGGCAGCCCCCUCCGCCAUCCUGUAUGCUCCUUGGGGGUGGGGCAGGGCCUCCUCCCUCAACAGCACCUGGAGCAAACCCAAGCAACGCACAACCAGUGACAGGAGCACUGCUGCAGAGCGACAGUGGGACUGCAACAGAUUCAGCAAUUGGAGGUGCUGCUGCUUCAAAUUAUGCAAAUUCCACUUGGGGUCCUGGAGCCUCCUCCAACAACGGCACCAACGCCAACCCAACUCACAUCUGGGACAAGGUGAUUGUAGACGGGUCUGACAUGGAAGAGUGGCCUUGUAUUGCCAGCAAAGACGCUGAGUCUUCUUCAGAAAACACCACCGACAACAACAGUGCCUCAAAUCCUGGCUCAGAGAAGAGCACUCUGCCAGGAAGCACCACUAGUAACAAAGGAAAAGGAAGCCAGUGCCAGUCUGGAAGCACUGGGAGCGAAUGUAAUCUUGGGGCCUGGAAAUCUGACCCCAAGACUAAAUCUGUUCAAUCUUCCAACCCUGCUGUGGAGAGUAACAAUGGACUAGGAAACUGGAGGAAUAUGACUGGGCAGGAGAGAAUCGGCACCAGUUCUGGCUUCAGCAACUUUAACCCAAAUAGUAACCCAUCUGCUUGGCCAGCACUGGUUCAAGAGGGCAGUUCUAGGAAAGGGACUUUGGAGUCUGAUAAUGGUAACUCCAAUGCACAGAUUAGCACAGUAGGUCAGACCCCUAGGGAACAGCAGUCAAAGAUGGAAAAUGCGGGUGUUAACUUUGUCUCUAGCAGAGAACAGGCUCAAAUUCAUAACACUGAUGGACCAAAAAAUGGAAACACUAACUCCUUGAACUUAAGUUCACCAAACCCUAUGGAGAAUAAGGGAAUGCCCUUUGAAAUGGGCUUGGGGAACCCCUCCAGGAGCACUGAUGCCCCUUCACAAAGCACUGGAGAAAGAAAGCCUGGGAAUGUUGGAUCUUGGGGUACAGCUAGGGGGCCUUCUGGAACUGACACAGUCUCUGGACAAAGCAAUUCUGGAAACCACGGGAACAAUGGAAAGGAUAGAGAGGACUCCUGGAAAGGAGGUUCUGUACAAAAACCUAAUGGGUCAAGAAAUGAUUCUUGGGAUAACAAUAACAGGUCUACGGGUGGUGGGUCUUGGAACUUUGGCCCUCAGCACUCAAACGAAAGCAAAUGGGGUGAAGGGAACAAAUUGACAUCUGGGGUCUCUCAGGGAGAAUGGAAACAGCCGUCUGGGUCUGAUGAACUGAAGAUUGGAGAAUGGAGUGGUCCAAACCAACCAAAUUCUAGCACUGGAGCAUGGGACAAUCAAAAAGGCCACCCUCUUCCUGAAAACCAAGGCAAUUCCCACGCUCCCUGUUGGGGAAGAUCUUCCAGCUCUGCAGGAAGUGAGGUUGGAGGUCAAAGCACUGGAAGUAACCACAAAGCAGGAAGUAGUGACAGUCACAAUUCUGGACGCCGAUCAUACAGGCCUACACAUCCUGAUUGCCAGGCAGUCUUGCAGACUUUGCUGAGCAGGACUGAUUUGGACCCUCGUGUGCUUUCAAACACUGGCUGGGGCCAAACUCAAAUAAAACAAGAUACUGUGUGGGAUAUUGAAGAGAUGCCACGGCCAGAGGGGAAAUCUGAUAAAGGAACUGAGGGGUGGGAGAGCUCUACCACACAGACAAAGAACUCAGGGGGCUGGGGGGAUGCACCCAGCCAAAGCAAUCAAAUCAAGUCUGGAUGGGGUGAGCUCUCAACCCCAACAGAGUGGAAAGACCCCAAAAAUACAGGAGGGUGGAAUGACUACAAGAACAACAAUUCUUCUAACUGGGGAAGUGGAAGACCAGAAGAAAAACCAUCCUCCUCUUGGAAUGACAACUCCAACAAGGAUCAAGGGUGGAGUGGACGGCAACCUAAUCAAGGAUGGUCUUCAGGAAAGAAUGGUUGGGGAGAAGAGGUUGACCAAACAAAAAAUUGUAAUUGGGAAAGUACAGGAAACAAACCAGUGUCGGGUUGGGGUGAAGGAGGACAAAAUGAGAUCGGGACUUGGGGUAAUAGUGCAAAUGCAAAUGCUGCUUCAAAGGGUGGAUGGGAUGAUUGUAAAAGAACUCCAGCAUGGAAUGAAGCUGGUCGACAGCCCAACUCCUGGAACAAGCAGCAGCAGCACCAGCAGCAGCAGCAACAACAACAACAGCAGGAGACUUCUGGCUCCUGGGGUCCACCACCACAAACUCCAGGUAAUGGGCGACCUCCAAAUCCAAACUGGAACAGUGGGCCACAGCCGUCUGCCCCCAAGGAUGAGGAACCCAGUGGCUGGGAAGAACCUUCUCCACAAUCGAUAAGUCGGCAAAUGGAUAUUGAUGAUGGCACUUCAGCAUGGGGAGACCCCAGCAGUUAUAACUAUAAGAAUGUGAACCUGUGGGAUAAGAACUCUCAAGGAGGACCGGCCCCACGAGAACAGAGUCUGCCUACUCCAAUGACUAGCAAAUCAACUGCAUCAGUCUGGAGCAAAAGCACACCACCUGCUCCAGAUAAUGGUACGUCCGCCUGGGGUGAGCCAAAUGAAACUAGUCCCGGGUGGGGUGAAGUGGAUGAUACAGGAGCAUCGACUACAGGCUGGGGGAAUGCACCCUCCAACACCCCGAAUGCCAUGAAACCUAUAGGAGGGGCGGCGACCCAGCAGGAGGGGCGGCGGCGCACCGGACGCAGCAGGAGAGGCGGCCUCUCAGGUUCUAAAUCUAUGCAAGAUGGCUGGGGGGAGAAUGAUGGGCCAGUAACAGGAACGCGGCAUUCCAGCUGGGAAGAGGAGGAGGAGGGAGGAGUCUGGAACACACCAGGCUCUCAGGGAAGCAGUUCCUCCCACAACUCAACAAGCUGGGGGCCAGGAAAGAAACCACAAAUUAAGUGCCCGUUAAAAGGAGGAAAUAGUGAUUCAUGGAUGACCCCUUUAUCCAAGCAGUUUUCAAAUAUGGGAUUGCUAAGUCAAACUGAGGACACUCCAGGCAGUAAGAUAGAGUUGUCUGUAGGUGGUCUCCCAGAUAAGAAGUUUGAGGUGGACAAACGAGCCAUGAAUCUUGGGGAUUUUAACGAUAUAAUGAGAAAGGAUCGAUCUGGGUUUCGUCCACCCAAUUCCAAAGAUAUGGGAACCACAGAUAGUGGGCCUUACUUUGAGAAGCUGACUUUGCCUUUCUCCAAUCAAGAUGGGUGCCUUGGGGAUGAGGCUCCCUGUUCUCCCUUCUCCCCUUCUCCCAGCUACAAGCUGUCUCCCUCUGGUUCCACUCUACCCAACGUCAGCCUUGGGGCAAUCGGCUCAGGGCUCAACCCCCAAAACUUCGCUGCUAGACAAGGUGGCAAUCAUGGUUUGUUUGGAAACAGCACAGCACAAUCAAGGGGCAUGCACACACCAGUGCAGCCACUAAAUCCUUCCCCCAAUAUCCGGGCGCAAGUGCCUCCCCAGUUUCUUUCCCCCCAGGUUUCUGCUUCCAUGCUGAAGCAGUUUCCUAACAGUGGCUUGAACCCCGGUCUGUUCAAUAUGGGUCCCCAGCUGUCUCCUCAACAAAUUGCCAUGCUAAGCCAGCUUCAGAUUCCCCAGUUUCAACUAGCAUGUCAACUCCUCCUGCAGCAGCAGCAACAACAGCAACAGCAACAACAGCAGCUGUUACAGAGCCAGAGAAAGAUUUCUCAAGCUGUGCGACAGCAGCAAGAGCAACAGAUUGCCCGUAUGGUGAGUGCCCUCCAGCAGCAGCAACAGCAGCAGCAGAGGCAGCCUGGUAUGAAGCAAUCUCCAUCCCAUCCCGUUGGUCCUAAGCCGCAUUUAGACAGCAUAGUACCCAGUGCUCUGAAUGUGGGUCUUUCAGAUUUACAGACCAAAGGGCAAAUACCUGGAUACGGUUCUGGCUUUGGCUCAAAUGUCUUGGAUUAUGGCAUGGUGGGAGGGAAAGAAGCUGGAACAGAAUCUCGCUUUAAACAAUGGACUUCUAUGAUGGAAGGGCUGCCCUCCGUAGCUUCACAAGAUGCCAAUAUGCACAAAAAUGGCGCGAUAGUGCCCCCUGGAAAAGCCCGCGGAGGAUCACCCUACAACCAGUUUGACAUAAUCCCAGGUGACCCCUUGAGUGGCCAUGUGGGCCCUGCUGGUGAUAGUUGGUUACCUGCCAAAUCUCCACCAACAAACAAGAUUGGAAGCAAAUCCAGCAACGCCAGCUGGCCUCCAGAGUUCCAACCAGGAGUGCCAUGGAAAGGUAUACAAAACAUUGACCCUGAAUCUGAUCCCUAUGUGACCCCUGGAAGUGUGCUGGGGGGUACAGCCGCAUCUCCCAUUGUAGAUACUGACCACCAACUUCUGCGGGACAACACCACAGGGUCUAAUUCUUCCCUCAACACCUCGCUGCCUUCACCUGGUGCCUGGCCCUACAGUGCCUCUGACAAUUCCUUCACCAACGUUCAUAGCACUUCAGCAAAAUUCAGUGAUUACAAAUCAGCAUGGUCCCCUGAUCCCAUAGGACACAAUCCCACUCAUCUCUCCAACAAGAUGUGGAAAACCCAUAUUUCCUCAAGGAACACUACAGGGCUGCCCCGCCCACCUCCUGGCCUGACCAAUCCCAAGCCAUCAUCUCCAUGGAGCAGCGCAGCACCCCGCUCGGGCAGGGGGUGGGGGCCACAGGACUCAAGGCUCACUUCUGCCUCCACCUGGAGUGAUGGUGGCUCAGUUCGUCCAAGCUACUGGCUGGUUCUUCACAAUCUCACUCCACAGAUUGAUGGGUCAACCUUGAGGACGAUCUGCAUGCAGCAUGGCCCACUGCUGACAUUCCAUCUGAACCUGACCCAGGGCACCGCCCUUAUCAGAUACAGCACCAAACAAGAGGCGGCCAAGGCCCAGACUGCACUGCACAUGUGUGUAUUGGGAAACACUACCAUCCUGGCUGAGUUUGCCACAGACGAGGAGGUUAGCCGCUUUUUGGCACAAGCUCAGCCCCCUACACCUGCAGCAACCCCAAGUGCACCCACGGCAGGCUGGCAAUCCCUGGAGACAGGACAGAACCAGACAGAUCCAGUUGGACCUGCUUUGAAUCUUUUUGGUGGGUCAACAGGGCUUGGGCAGUGGAGCAGCGGUGGUGGUGGCGGCAGCAGUGGGGGCGAUCUCGCUGGCGCUUCAUUAUGGGGGCCUCCAAGCUAUUCUUCAAGCUUGUGGGGGGUCCCAAAUGUAGAGGAUCCACACAGGAUGGGCAGUCCUGCUCCCUUACUACCUGGAGACCUUCUGGGAGGAGGGUCGGAUUCAAUCUGAACUUAGAACUUUCAACUCUGACCUCGUGACCUUUUUUGGAACAGCAGCAGCACUAACUUGACCUUUUCGUUUUUUUUCAACUUGCAAUAAAUACAUUUAUAAAAGGAAAAAAGAAAACGGAGAGAGAAAAAAAGGUGGGUCAUUGACAGACUGUCUGAGCACAUAGUUGCCUCCCUUAUAUAACUUCAGUUUUUUCGUUUGGAAUAUGAAUCCAAAAAGAGAACAUAUCACUCUUGAAAUACUUGAAUCAUGAACGCCAACUUAGAAAGACAAUGUGAAGCAAGUACACAUACCAUUUAAAUUUAAACACAAAAAAUUAAAAAAAUUAGUUUCUA